GUACAACCUCCAGUCGGUUGAACCUUGACACGCCGCAUCCUUUCUUUAUGUCCUUAUCGCCAGCCUCACCCUCACUUUGCACAUAGACCUCCCAAUUGAUACACAGAACUUGGAUUUUAUCAUCUAUACACUUUUGCUGCGCGUCAUACCGAAUUUUACGGGCGAACCCUCGCCCCUUCUGGUUAGAAAAAUGGGAGCGCUUUGAGGUGUUCGGAGUCGUAUCGAAAAGGGCGACAUUUCCUCUCCUCUCAGUUUAACACCCUGGCAAUCGCGACUACUCCAUGACGAGAAUACGAGAUCUCACACCACACAUUGCAAAUGGCGAACACGCGCUUUAGCACGGCCGAUAGAGGGAGGCAGAUGGCCUCCCCCAGACCUAAGACGCGCGAUAACAAGGACACGCUCUGUCGAAACGUGUUGAUCUAUGGCCACUGCCGUUAUGAGGACCAGGGCUGCACCUUCAAUCAUGAUAAAGGAUCUUCUAACUCAAUGGACAAUGGUAGCGCAAAGAAAUCUCUAAAUGUCGAAUCUCCCUCGUUCACUCCUACUCAGCUUGGGGGUAAGAAAUCCAACUUUUCGACAAAUGCCACCCCAUUCACACCUAGGGGAGCCUCUGCAUCCUUGCAGCAAGAUACUGGAGCCUCCCUUUACAAAUCAGCACCAUUUGCGGAUUUCGCUCCCCAGAACUACGAUUUGAAUACUGCGACCGCAACCAACGGUUCAACAGAUAGUGGAUCCCUCAGUUACGAUCCAUUUACUAUGUCUGCUGUUAACCAGGCGCUUCCAACGGCGCCAUAUAAUCCUUACGCCGAGGAUCACAGUGCCUUAGCCGGAGCUGGUGCUCCUUACUACGCGGCUCAGACUUCUUACACGGCUCCGUCUCAGCCCCUUCAAUACCAUCUUUAUUAUCCUAUCACGUCAGGAAGGGAAAAUCUGCAGCCCUACCAAAGACAAGUAUACGACCUGUUUCUUCCCGAUUCUAUCAGAGAGGACCUCCAGAAAAAGUCCGAGGCCGCGAGACAGGUGCUCCCGAGCCAGCCUGGAGUGCAGUUGCCCACUCUCCAGCAUUAUCAUUCCCUUGUACCUUUGGAUACUAAACUCCGGAGUGCGACCAAUAUCUUAGGGCUUCCGAGCUGGGUAUUCAAGGCAACUUCUCGCAAAAAUGGGAAUAUAUUCUGCUUAAGGCGAAUCGAAGGAUUCCGCCUCACUAAUGAGGAAGCAAUCAAAGCUGUGAAUUCGUGGAAGAAGAUUAUACAUCCAAACAUAGUUACAACGAUCGAAGCAUUCACGACAAGGGACUUUAAUGAUAGCUCACUCGUGUUUGUCCACAGUUAUCACCCUCUUUCGAAGACAUUAGCGGAGCACCACUUCCCCAGCAACCGCUUUGGUCGUCCCCAACCCAUUGCAGAGAAGAUACUGUGGAGCUAUCUAGUUCAGCUUGCGAGUGCUAUAAAGGCUAUCCAUAAAGCCAAACUCGCAGCGCGCUGCAUUGACCUCAGCAAGGUGAUCCUGACGGACAAGAAUCGCAUUAGGCUCAGUUCAUGCUCCAUUCUAGAUGUACUCCAUUUUGAAGUACCUCGCCGAGUUGAGGAAUUACAACAAGAGGAUUUCUUUAACCUGGGUCGACUCAUCUUGAGCCUGGCGACCAAUACGCCGAUUAGAAACCUCGGUGAUCUACGCUUGCCUUUGGACCAAUUAUCUAGGACUUACUCGCCUGAACUCAAAGAAAAGAUAUCGUGGCUACUUAGCCCACCACAGAACAUAGCGGAAAAGACAGCAGAGCAUUUGGUGUAUGACCUUGCUCAGCAUGCUGAUGAUGUUCUAGUAGCAUCAUUCAAUGCUCAAGACGAGACAGUUACUCACUUAGGCAGGGAACUCGAAAAUGGUCGAUUAGUACGACUAAUGGCGAAGCUAGGCUCUAUCAACGAACGACCGGAGUUUGACAACGACCCUAACUGGGCCGAAAACUCGGAACGUUACACCUUGAAGCUAUUCCGAGACUUCGUCUUUCACCAGGUCGACGCCCAAGGAAACCCAGUUAUCGAUCUUGGGCAUAUCAUUAGCUGCCUGAAUAAGCUAGACGCCGGUGUUGACGAAAGGAUUUAUCUAACCAGUCGGGACCACCAAUCGACUUUUGUGGUCUCCUAUAAGGAAUUGAAGAAACAAGCCCAGAGCGCAUUUAACGACCUGUUCAAGGCAAGCAACAAACAGCAGGCCAGCCGAGGCUACUAGAACCAGACACGUGCGGGCCGCAAUUCAUGGUCAGCAGAAGAUCUUACGAGAUCAAAAACUCACUAUCCAACGAAUUAUCUAACGAGAGGGGUUAGACGUUAUUUUAGGGGGCCUGUGUGGUGAAGUAGGAGCUUAGGACAUACGAUGGAAUUCUGAAUGCAGAAGAGUCUUACGGAAACGGGCAAAGAGUUUCGCAAGGAUAUUGGAAAUAGCACACGAUGGAAAGGGGCGUUGGACGAGUCCAAUCCAAAGCAGGUCUCGUUAGAACGCUCAACGAUGAAAUAGCCACCGGGAUGAACCAUUGGCUCAAAUCUCAACCGCGAGGGUUAUAACAUGACCAGCAAGAAGUACAGCUAGUCACUUCCCCCCUUUUUUCCCCAGCCGCAGAUAAUGAAACGAAGGAUUACUACCAACAGAUGAGAUGAUAUGCUACAUUGGGCUAUAUUCGGAUGUGUCACUUUAUUGAAUACUCCGGCAUAAAAGAGUUUGCAUUAAGGCAAUCCUCUCUUCAGGAGUUAUAUCCUGCUACUGUUGCCAGCAGGAACAUGUUUGGCUGGGCUAGGAGAAGGGUGACGAAGCAGUUUUGUUUUUAGCAUUGUCGAACGAAGAACGGGGUUUGAGAGUAUGGGCGGAGUGACGUUGUGGAUGACUAAAUAUCUCGAGAAGUAUAAAGUAGAAUACAAGCAAAGUUUCUUACU
This is a messenger RNA of Annulohypoxylon truncatum, 2930 nucleotides long. RefSeq lists its product as uncharacterized. Gene Ontology annotation, biological process: mRNA processing; nuclear-transcribed mRNA poly(A) tail shortening. The transcript has 8 exons. Gene Ontology annotation, cellular component: PAN complex; P-body. The coding region runs from base 319 to 2232 and encodes 637 amino acids. Gene Ontology annotation, molecular function: poly(A) binding; metal ion binding. NCBI's taxonomy places the organism in Eukaryota, Fungi, Ascomycota, Sordariomycetes, Xylariales, Hypoxylaceae. The record is from RefSeq and is a predicted model, not a curated record.